This is a messenger RNA of Spodoptera exigua (beet armyworm), 613 nucleotides long. NCBI's taxonomy places the organism in Eukaryota, Metazoa, Arthropoda, Insecta, Lepidoptera, Noctuidae. The record is from the annotation of a GenBank genome assembly.
AGGAGUUUUAUAUAAAAGCCGUCUGUUUACGAUCCAUGGCACACACAGUUGAAGCUUCGGAGAAUCAGGAGUCCAAAGUUGAUUAGUCCAUUAUGUCCAAGUUCACAUGUUUGGUUUUGUGCGUUGUGGCUGCUAGCCUGAGUGGGGUUCAUGCAACUGCAGAAGAAAAAGCAGCUUUCAUAGAAGCUGUGAAGCCAUAUAUACAGGAGUGCUCAAAGGAGCAUGGAGUUACUCCUGAAGAUAUAAAGUCUGCCAAAGAGGCAGGCAAUGCUGAUGGCAUCAACGCUUGCUUCCUACGCUGCGUUUAUAACAAAGCUGGAGUUAUCAACGACAAAGGAGAAUACGAUGCCGAUAAAGCCUUGGAGAAACUCAAGAAGUUCGUGAGCAAUGAAGAUGAUUAUGCUAAAUUCGCAGAAAUCGGAAAGAAAUGCGCGUCGGUUACCGAAACGUCCGUAAGCGAUGGAGAAGCUGGUUGUGAGAGAGCCGCGCUGUUGACUUCAUGUUUCUUGGAACACAAGAGCGAGGUCCACGCUUAAAUUUCUGAAGUGGCGAUGCUGUUCAGCAAGAUAAUAAAUACCUUGUUGAUUUCCUUUAAUACUUAUAAAUAAAGCAG